AUGAAGGUCAAGCUCUCGUCUGGCGUCUCUAUACCCCCUCGAACCAAAACAUCUAGUCAGGUUAAGCUCUCGUCUGGCGUCUCUAUACCCCCUCGAACCAAAACAUCUAGUCAGGUCAAGCUCUCGUCUGGCGUCUCUAUACCCCCUCGAACCAAAACAUCUAGUCAGGUCAAGCUCUCGUCUGGCGUCUCUAUACCCCCUCGAACCAAAACAUCUAGUCAGGUCAAGCUCUCGUCUGGCGUCUCUAUACCCCCUCAAACCAAAACAUCUAGUCAGGUCAAGCUCUCGUCUGGCGUCUCUAUACCCCCUCGAACCAAAACAUCUAGUCAGGUCAAGCUCUCGUCUGGCGUCUCUAUACCCCCUCGAACCAAAACAUCUAGUCAGGUCAAGCUCUCGUCUGGCGUCUCUAUACCCCCUCGAACCAAAACAUCUAGUCAGGUCAAGCUCUCGUCUGGCGUCUCUAUACCCCCUCGAACCAAAACAUCUAGUCAGGUCAAGCUCUCGUCUGGCGUCUCUAUACCCCCUCGAACCAAAACAUCUAGUCAGGUCAAGCUCUCGUCUGGCGUCUCUAUACCCCCUCGAACCAAAACAUCUAGUCAGGUCAAGCUCUCGUCUGGCGUCUCUAUACCCCCUCGAACCAAAACAUCUAGUCAGGUCAAGCUCUCGUCUGGCGUCUCUAUACCCCCUCGAACCAAAACAUCUAGUCAGGUCAAGCUCUCGUCUGGCGUCUCUAUACCCCCUCGAACCAAAACAUCUAGUCAGGUCAAGCUCUCGUCUGGCGUCUCUAUACCCCCUCGAACCAAAACAUCUAGUCAGGUCAAGCUCUCGUCUGGCGUCUCUAUACCCCCUCGAACCAAAACAUCUACAUUGACAUAUGGAGCAGUUGAUUUGUUUCUGCCAAGAUGGCCGGACCGCUUCACACAACAGACUGUCAUCACCUAG
Molecule: messenger RNA, 942 nt
Organism: Oncorhynchus keta (chum salmon)
Lineage: Eukaryota; Metazoa; Chordata; Actinopteri; Salmoniformes; Salmonidae
Product: histone H3.v1-like
Exons: 8
Coding region: 1-942 (313 amino acids)
Source: RefSeq, a predicted model, not a curated record